UCUUUUUCUUGUCACAUAGAUAGAUUUGGCAUUGUGUGCAUUUUAGGGACGUGGGACUCUAUUUUCCAAUGCAAAGCAAAUUUGAACAGGAGCUGCAAACUGCCAUAUCCUGGAGAAGGAGGAUCAUCUUCCAUCUCUGCUUAUUUGUAAUGCCCCAGUCUAGUUGGAUUGCAUGUCUGAGUGAUGAGAGAAAUAUGAACUAAGUCAGUCAACAGCCACUGCAAUGUUUUGUCUUCACCUGACUUACACCAGAAGUUUCCACUUCAGUCUUGAUCCUGGAAGUCAUCUGAGAAGAUGCUGAAGUUCUCUCAGGACUCGUUCAAAGGGCCCUUCUGAUCGCACCCUAUCAUCUCUUACAACUCUGGUGCCUUCUGCUUUUUCUCUGACAAAACCCACAGCUGAACCUGGUACAACUACCUCACCAUCCAUAGCCUCAGUGCCUAUCGCUCAUUCUCUGUCAGCUGCUAAAAGCCAGGUGACUUCUACUGAUUCCCCAUCUCUUCCCGCAACCUGGAUGUCUUCUCCUCACUCCUUAUCACCUGCCAUUGCUGAGGCGAGGGAUCAUCCAACUGAUUAUCAACCUCACAUAUCCUCUGGGAAGGAAAGUGGGGCACAGCAAGGGAAAGUCUUCUCUCAGGAAUUAGCAGCACUAGCUGGGGCAGAGGUGGUCCCCCAGCCUGUUCCCAUAAUUGGUCCUAGUAGGAGAAUUGCCAUCCUAGACACACCAAAGGGCAAAGCAGAGGAUGGCAGAGACACCAGGAGCUCCCCUUCCCAGUGGACAAGUUCCUUACUCUCUGGUGCUGCAGCCACUGCAAGGGGACAUUCAAACAGGAAGCAUGGUAGAGCCACCUGCUGGCAUGCAGAAGCCUCCUGGCAUUCUUUCCUUCCAACAUCUGGAACAAUCCUUCAUCUCCUCAAUAAGUCUGAAUCAAAUGGUGAAAGACCUACAGCUGCAUACUAUGCAAAGUCUGGAGACGUUUGGUGGGGUGCUAAGGAUGGAGUACUCCAUGUACCACUCACACAGCAGCUGCAGACCUGGUUGCCCUCACCCUCUUUCACUGCAAGGUCCUUCACUACGUAUCUAUCCAUGGAUUAUCGAACUGAAGAAGGGCCAUGCCCAGGAAUGGAGACUGGUGGAGGAGGUGGAGGAGAAUGAAGUGAAGAAGCACCCACCACCAGAACGAUACAGCAGGUGUGCAGGGGGAGUGUCCUAUAUGACAUGGACCCCAAGGCUCAUAGUAACCUGGACAGAUGGAUGGCACAACCUUCUCCAAUGAGAAUCAAAGUGCAGGAUCCCUUCUUCCAGGCCCAAUGGGAUUUUACCAACAAGGUAAGGGACCAAGAGGAGUGCCCUAGGACCUCUGGUGUUCACCACCAAUCCCAGCAUGUCCCUGUGGGCAGGAAACAUCAUCCAGGCUUCAAGGGUUCUCCCGUAGCUCAGCCCUGCCAGAAGCUGUACCACUCACACGGCAGCUGCAGACUUGGUUAUCCUCUUUCGCUGCGGGCUCCUAUGCUGUGUGUCUACCCAUGGGUUAUCAAGCGCAAUGAGGAGCUGCAUCUGUACCUGCACUUCCUCCACAAAGUGAAGAAGGGCCAUGCACAGGAAUGGGGACUGGUGGAGGCGGGGCAGGAGAAUGAAGUGAAGAAUCACCCACUAGAACGAUACAGCAGGUACACAGGGGGGAGCAUCCUAUAUGACAUGGACCCCAAGGCCCCUUGUAACCCAGACAAAUGGAUGGCACAACCUUCUCCAGUGGAGACCAAAGUCCAGGAUGCCUUCUUCCUGGCUCAAGGGGCUUUUACCAACAAGGCAAGGGACCAAGAGGAGUGCCCUGGGACCUCUGAUCACCACCAAUCCCAGCAUGUCCCAGUGGGCAGGAAGCAUCAUCCAGGCUUCAAGGGUUCUCCCAAAGUUCAGCCCUGCCAGAAGCUGAAGAAGUCACUUCUUGCACUCACACGUGUGGUGGAGCAAAUGGGAAAAGUUCUCUUUCCCAGUGAGAUGCAAAAUUUGGAGAUGGGCCAUCAGGAGCUGAGGUCAGAGUGUUUUGUGUCUCAUUUGUGUGGUGGAAAAACUGGGAACCCAGGUGCUCAGGAGCUCACAGCCUUUCAUGGAUCACCUGGGAGGAUGAGACAGCCUAUUCUAGUGAAUGUUCAGAUCCACAGUCCCCCCUGUUUAUCUCAAAGGGAGCUCGCCGAAACAAAACUAAAGAAAAAGGAGCCCCCCUUGCUAUAUGGCAGACGGCCCCGAUUCCACCAAGAAAUAGACUUUAUGGAGAUCUCUGGUGACCCCCCAUUGCAGGACUCCCCUGUCAUUCCAGGAAAGAGUUCAGAAAGAGCACAAAAUCUUGGAGCCGGAAAGAAGAGCACCACCAAGGGUUCCCAUAGGAAAAAGAACAGUGCAACUCAGCUGCGUCCAAGGGGCCAUAGAGUAAGCUCCCUGCUUCAUCAAACCAUUUGCUUACCAUGGUGUGGUGCUGCCACACAUGAGCCUUCUAAGACAGAAGUUCAGACUGAGUGCUCUGAACAUGAUCGCAAUACAACGGUGAGGUCUUGAAAACACUUGAAAAGAAUGCGGUGUGCCAUGAAACAGGCCUGGGCCCAGAUCCGCAAGACAAGUAGAGGGGCUAGAAGGUUGUAGGGAAAUUAAAAUUAGAAGAGAAAAGAUAGAAUUACCCCAACAAAUAGGAAUGUUUAUAGUAUGGUAAUGUGUGAAAGGGAAUGUAAGAGAGGGGAUAAGGUGGGAAAGGAAGGGAGGAGGGAGGAUAGAUAGGUAAGGAAGGGGUAGGACAUUUUGAUAGAUCGAAGAUAUCUUGUAUUUAAUCCUAUGUUUAAAUUUAUAUUUAAUCAUAUUAUUCUAAUCCUUUACAUUUCUUCCCCUCUUCUAUCCUUGAUGCAGUUCCCCAAAGCUAUCUCCUAAAAAUAAAACAAAAAAUAAAACCUUUUAAAAUAAAAUCCAGUAUCGCUAUCUUUCCCCAUUUAUUUCCUAGAAAUGUUAUUACCUCUUCCAUUCCUUUAGAAAGAAUAGCAGCCUUUUUAAUGUGUUUUGUAUAUGUGUGUGUAUUA
Messenger RNA from Sceloporus undulatus (fence lizard), 3063 nucleotides. RefSeq lists its product as uncharacterized. The coding region runs from base 1220 to 2554 and encodes 444 amino acids. The transcript is spliced from 3 exons. The record is from RefSeq and is a predicted model, not a curated record. Lineage: Eukaryota; Metazoa; Chordata; Lepidosauria; Squamata; Phrynosomatidae.